This is a messenger RNA of Periophthalmus magnuspinnatus, 4246 nucleotides long. It is a transcript of the gene ada, whose product is annotated as adenosine deaminase. Gene Ontology annotation, molecular function: adenosine deaminase activity. The transcript has 11 exons. Gene Ontology annotation, biological process: inosine biosynthetic process; T cell activation; negative regulation of adenosine receptor signaling pathway. Gene Ontology annotation, cellular component: external side of plasma membrane; cytosol. The record is from RefSeq and is a predicted model, not a curated record. NCBI's taxonomy places the organism in Eukaryota, Metazoa, Chordata, Actinopteri, Gobiiformes, Gobiidae. Bases 378 to 1466 code for a protein of 362 amino acids.
CCUCCGUCUGCACACCUCUGCACCCUUCAACACUCCUCUGCGCUCCUCUGCGCUCCUGUGCGCCUCGUGCAUAUAUGACCUUAUCUCUAUGGCGAAGACCCCAGUAGUGUGUCUGCGGUGUGUUGUGUGAUUUCUCCUGGUCUGGGGCGAGCAGUGUGCACAGAGAGAACGGGACUCUGGAUGAUGGUCGAGGCGAAACAAACGGUCCUCAUUUAAUAGCUUCAUAAAACACAAAGAAGAAGUGUCAGUGACAGAGGCUGGAGGGCUGACACAGCUCGGGGGGCUGUCACAAAAGGAAAGAAACGCUCGUGGCCCCUCUGCUGGUGAACAUCGAUAUCUGAGCUGUCCGUGGAUUAACUCCUCUCCGGCUCUUCAGCAUGGCACUCCCCUCCGACGCGAUUGUCUUCAACAAGCCCAAAGUUGAACUUCACGUACACCUCGAUGGAGCUAUCAGAGUCCAGACCAUUCUCGAUGUCGCCAAGAGGCGCGGCAUCACUCUUCCAGCGGACACAUUGGAGGAGAUGACAAAGAGAAUAAUCGUUCACAAACCUGGAAGUCUCACCGAGUUUCUGGGACGAUUCGCAGAGUACAUGCACGUCAUCGCAGGUGACCGGGACGCCAUUAAGAGGGUGGCCUAUGAGUUUGUGGAGGAUAAAGCCAAAGAGGGUGUGGUGUACGUGGAGGUCCGGUACAGUCCACACUUCCUGGCCAAUACUCAGGUCGACCCCCUCCCCUGGAACCAGACAGAGGGUGACCUGAGCCCGGAGGAGGUGGUGCGUCUGGUGAACCAGGGCCUGCGUGAAGGGGAGAGUGCAUUCAGAACCAAAGCCAGGUCCAUUCUAUGCUGCAUGCGUCACAUGCCAAGCUGGUCCAUGGAUGUGGUGGAGCUGUGUAAGAAGUACCGCGAUGAUGGAGUGGUGGCCAUUGACCUGGCAGGGGAUGAAUCGCUCAACUGCGAGGCAUAUCCCGGACACAAGAACGCUUAUGAGGAGGCGGUGCGCUGUGGCAUCCAUCGGACCGUCCACGCUGGUGAGGUGGGCCCGCCCUCUGUGGUCCAGGAGGCUGUGGAGGUGCUGAAAGCAGAGAGAGUGGGACAUGGGUACAGAACGCUGGAGGACCCGAGUCUGUACAGGCGUCUACUGAACCAAAACAUGCACUUUGAGAUGUGUCUGAUCUCGAGUAAAUUCACAGGUGCCUGCUGCCCAGACUUCACAAAGCACCCCAUCAUCACUUUCAAGGAGGACAAAGCAAACUUCUCCCUGAACACAGACGACCCUCUGAUCUUUAACGCCAGUCUCCAUGACGACUACUGGACCGCGAUGGAGUACAUGGGCUUCACCGAGCAGGACUUCAAACGCCUGAAUAUCUGUGCAGCCCAGUCGUGCUUCCUGCCCAAGGACGAGAAGAAGGAGCUGGUCCAGUCUCUGCAUGAGGCCUAUGGGAUGAUCCAGAGCACUGCCUUUUAAAACCAAAACAUUUUCAACAGUAUAAACCAACAGGGAUUUCAACCAAAGAAUUAACAGCCAAUGUCUAUCUCCUCUUUUCAGUCAGACAAAACCUUUAGAACAUAAUACGCUUUGCAUUGAGAAACACAGAGCCCUCCACUGAAUUUGGUCCCCAAAUAAAAUUUUAAAAACGAGAAUAAACUGGAGGCUAAACCAGGACUAGAUCAGGGUGUAGACUUGGUUUAGUCCUGUUCUGGUCCAGGUUUAGUUCUGUUUUUAGUUCUAUUCAACUAAUGUGGCCACAAUCAAAACUAGAACUAGAUUUUUUAUUUUUUAUUUUUUUUGCUAUAGAACAUCCCUGGAUGAUAGAGAGAUUACAGACAUAUUUUUUUUUACUUUCUACCUUCUGGGGUCAUAUUUGUGUCAGUAUAAACGGAGGACACUGCGUUCACUCUUUACAAAUCAAUGCUGGUCCGCACACAGCUGUCAGGGCUGCUCUUUAUUGGCUUAGAGACUUUCCUUUCAGCUUUACUCAUUUACUAUUACACUCCCAUUGUUCUGAGUGAGACCAGUGACCAGAUGAACCAAGACUAAACCAGGACUGAACUAGGACAGAAUUGGGACCGAACUUGGACUGACCCCAGGCUUAACCAGAACUCAAUCAAGACUAAAUUAACAUUUAAAACAGGACUCAAUUAGGGACUUUAAAACAAUAACUAUUACAACCAACUCAGGACUCAACCAGAGAUAAACUAAGACGAAACCAAUACUGAUCCAGGACUAAAGCAGGGCUAAACCAGAACUGAACCCGGACUAAACAAGGGCAGAAAGCAGCACUAAACUAGAGCUAAACCGGAACUAAACCAGGACUGAACCAGGACUAAAGCAGGGCAAAAGAAGCACUAAACUAGGACUAAACCAUUACUAUACCAGGGGUAAACCAGGAACUAAACCAGGGUGAAAUCAGGACAAAACUAGUUCUAAAUUAGACUAAACCAGGACAACAACUACUAAACUUAGAACUAAACCAGAACCUAAUAAAAAGAUUCAAAACGCGACUAAACCCGCGACUAAACCAGGACUAAACCAGGACUAAACCAGGACUAAACCAGGACUAAACCAGGACUAAACCAGGACUAAACACAAUGCUGUGAAGACUAGAGCAGGGCUAAAUCCAUCUCACGUUUUGUUGUCAGUAUUUUCUACUUUUGUAUCAAGUUUACACAAUAUUUAAGAGGUGCAACAGCAGCUGAAACGAGCAGGUUUCAGUUGAUUAAGCUCAUAUUCAGAUACAUCUUCAAACCUCAUUCACUCAUUGUCAUUCGUGUUUACACCCAGGGAUCAGGGAGGCCUCUCCAACUAUAAUCAGUCAAAGUCAGUGGUUGACUGACGAGUGUGAUUCAAGAGCCAACUUCAGCUAAUACUUACCAACUGCAACAAAAAUAUGACUUUAUAAAUAUGGAAGGCUCUUUACCUCAGGCAUUGUUUGGUAAAGCGGCUAAAUAAGACAGAUCUCUGUUCUUUUUACAUAGCAUUUUUGUCCCAUCAGCUGUGGUGGAGGAAGUAUUCAGUUUUGUUGGUAUUUGUUGGUGUGUUGGUGCAAACUGCAUUGAAAGUCACGGGUCUCUUUGAGACCCUGAGAACUAAACUGUAACAACCAAACCAUGGUUAAAGAAAAUGUAAAGAUUGUUUUUGCUUCUUGUAAAGCCAUUCAAGACCAACAAAUUAAUAUAUGAUUUGUAUAUUUAUUUUUGGAAAUAAGACAUUUCGAUGCUCAUCCAAGGUAUCUUGGAUGCUUCUUCAGUUCUGGUCACAUUACUGGUGCCUGCCUUAUAUCUAUCUGAAGUUAGGAGCUAACUUUACUACGUGAACGUCAUCACCACAAAGAGCCCUGUAGUUGUCGGCCUCUCCUACAGAUAGCUGCACAUCGCACUAGCGAGUAGCUGAUUUUUUUCCCCCCAUUUGUACCAAAUGACUACACAACGCUGCCGAAUCCUACAUGUAUCACCGAUUACGAAAGUAAAGUACACCACAGGGGCGUAUGCUGGUGGUGCUGCAAACGGGGCUUGAUCGGCAAAGUUGCUUCUUGAAAAUAAGCGAUUAAAAAUCGCUCAAACCUUCACGAAUCACUCCAAAUACAACUCCAAUAGGAUGAAUGGUGGAGGGAAACUACUAUAACAUGGUUAUAUGCCCUAAAAAGUUGAUUUUGCAGAAUAGGUCUGUUUUUCAGUGAAGUACAGAUACCUAAUUUUUUUUUAUUUAAGUACAAUGCUUUACUACUUUUACUUCAUAUUGUUGCUCAAGAUUUUCUCAGACACUUGAUCCUUUUUCGUGGUGCACUUUCAAGAAAGACAAAAUAAAUAUAAGUAGAGAUUGGAGAACUACAUGGAAAGGCCUGGAUGACCCUGUCUCAGACAGUUGUCUCUGUGUCAUGGGGCAUUAUCACAGUGGCACAAAGGACUAAGUUCAAACUAAAACAUGUUCCUGACUCAUGGUUUGAAAUCAGGCACCGGCCCUUUUAAAUAAGGUUUGACCCUAUUGUGACAUGAAAAUGCAGCACUGUCUCACAUGUGAAUAAGGCUCCUCACCCACUGAAAAUGGUCCCCUCCAUCAACCUGAGAACCUUAGGUGUAAACAUGUGAAAUUUAUGAUAAUGCAUCUUUAACUAAACCUUAAUUUUGUCUCUAGGUGGCACUGUAGUCACCACCAUUCUCCAUUGUCAUGUUCUUACAUGUAUUUUGAUGGAGCGCUUCAUUUGUAUAAGGACACCUUGAACAAUAAAACACUUUGUAAACUUUGUU